This is a messenger RNA of Cucumis melo (muskmelon), 984 nucleotides long. RefSeq lists its product as uncharacterized. Lineage: Eukaryota; Viridiplantae; Streptophyta; Magnoliopsida; Cucurbitales; Cucurbitaceae. The transcript has 3 exons. The record is from RefSeq and is a predicted model, not a curated record. The coding region runs from base 1 to 984 and encodes 327 amino acids.
AUGUAUCUUGGUGAAAGAGGAUAUUCCAGGGGUGAGACUGAUAAGACACUACUCAUAAAUAGAACCAGCACUGAUCUCAUCGUAGCUCAAAUUUAUGUUGAUGACAUCAUCUUUGGUGGAUUUCCUAAAACACUUGUUAAUAAUUUUAUUAACAUAAUGACAUCAGAAUUCGAAAUGAGCCUAGUAGGUGAACUGUCUUGCUUUCUGGGGUUGCAGAUCAAACAGAGAAGUGAGGGAAUGUUUAUGUCACAAGAGAAGUAUGCCAAGAACUUAGUUAAGAAGUUUGGUCUGGAUCAGUCACAGUACAAAAGGACUCCAGCUGCGACUCAUGCUAAAAUUACCAAGGAUACGGUAGGUACUGCAGUCGAUCAUAAAUUGUACAGAAGCAUGAUUGGAAGCCAUUUAUAUUUGAAAGCAAGCAGACCUGAUAUUGCUUAUGCUGUGGAAAUAUGUGCUCGGUAUCAGUCAGAUCCAUGUACCUCUCAUUUAAAUGCUGUUAAACGAAUAAUAAAAUAUGUUCACGGAACAACUGAUUUCGGGAUUCUGUACUCCUACGAUACAUUCUCCAAGCUGGUGGGAUAUUGUGAUGCAGACUGGGCAGGUUCUGCUGAUGAUCGGAAAAGCACUUCUGGUGGAUGUUUCUUUCUUGGAAAUAAUCUUGUUUCAUGGUUCAUGAAAAAGGUUACUGCCCCUGAUGUUGUUCCUCAAAAAUUUGUUGAUCAUGUCUUGUCUGAUCACUCUCAAGAGAGUUCGUCGUCUGAGGGUUCUCCUAUUUCGGACAUCGCUGCUCCGUCUGACUCACAUGCUGCUCCGCAUGCUGCAUCUAAUGUACCUGAAGGAGGAACUGAAGCUCGAAGUGAAGAAACCCCUCUUGAUAAUGUCGACGGUGUUGAGCCUGUUGCCCCUGGUGAUCAUAAUGACGAAGUUCCUGUUGCUGAUACUGUCGAUCCAAAGUGCUCAACAAGAAACUCCAUCAAUUCCUAA